AUGGACGGACCCGACGACACAGACUCGCUGGCGGAGGAACCGGCAGUCACGACACGCUCGCCGAGCAUCACGACCACGACAAGCACGCCGGCUACAAGCCUGAAGGUCAAAGGCAACCCCAGCAGUAAGAAGGAGCGGGGCACCGCCAUGCCGCCGGCGACCGCGAUGCACAAAGUGAAGCCAAUGUCGGCUGAAGACUCUACCCUGCUGGCGAGCCUGCCGGCGGACCUCGCGGAGCACGGCGCCACCAGCACCCACAUCAGCAAUCAAAACGUGUCUGAUGAGCUGAGCAAACAGAAGGACGAGUCGAAACGAGGGGGAGAGGAGUCAGAGCACAACUUGUCGACCGUGGCAGGCGUGCUGACUCGCCACGCCAAGAUGGAAAAAGCGGAGGAUGCGGCAGCACUGCUGCCAGAGAAGCCACGCCGCGACGGAGACGGCGACACGUCAGAGAGCAGGCUUGAGGAGUCUGAGGAGCUGCUUGGCGACGUGCACUUCUACGAAGCUCGCAGCAGUCGGUCUCGCUCGCACUCCACGGCGCCACAGACCCUGACGAUACCGUACCCCGCCUCUGCGUCGGCACUGUCUGCGUUCGGUGCCAAGCAGGAAGACAGCGAGGCGUGGGAGGCGGUGGCGCGGACGGCCAUCGAUGCCCAGGAGCGCCAGCUGUGCCACACCUUGCUCAGUAUUUUUCCUCCCGAGCUGCUGCGGGACGCCGAAUCGGAGCGGUGCCUCGCCAAAGCGCGGGAUCCCGGGAGUGGUACCGAGGCUAUGGACGUCAAGAGCACAAGCAGCAUGCCAUCUCAGCCUGUGAGCAGUGGUCCAGCACUAUCCCCCUUCCUCAGUCCCGAGCCACUCCUGCCGCUGCUAAAGGCAUUGUGCGAGGACAAAGCCUACGUGCACGGCGCGUGGUGCCGUUACGAGGACGACCUUGCGGUCCGCCGCAUCCAGAGCAGCAUCCAGCGCAAGCGGCAGCGCCACUCAUUCAACAAGGGUGGUCGCAAGGCCUCCCCGAGCGGCCCAACCGCUGCUGCACAGCGUCGAAACGGCGACGCUGACGGAGGUGAUGAAAGCGGCGCUGACGAGGAUAAAACUGCGGAGGAGGACGAGCUCCAGCCACCGGAAGCGCAUUGGGUGGAGGUGCCACCGGCCUUCACGGGAGGCCCGCUGCCAUUGCCGACGACUGCCACUCACCCCGCGCCAGUCAGCAGCGUAACUGGUGGAUUUCAGUGGACACCGUGGCGCUUCUACCGAGAAAAGCGGCGGCGCAGCGCACGGCGCCCGACGGAGUGCGGCACGUGUCCCGCCGAAGCGAGGUCUUCAGCCGUGGCCGGUGCCGUUCGGCCGGGCCUCUUCUCGGCUACCCCCAGCAACACGGCUCUCAGCAGUGCUGGCGUCCCCUCUCCCGCCUGCUCUGAGGUGCCCUCUCUGCCAGUUCUUCAAGUGGAGGUUGACGUACCGAAAAGCGCGGCGGCUGUUGUGGCCCCCAUGACGCCGCAGGAGCGGAAAGGGUACGCACGCUACGUGAUGAGCAGCGGAAAGCUGCGCCACGACUGCCGCGACCCAUACACCUUCCUCGUCUCUCGUGCAAAAGAGAUGCGUAUCCAGUGGAAGCGCCAGCAUCCAAUGAACUGA
This is a messenger RNA of Leishmania braziliensis MHOM/BR/75/M2904, 1635 nucleotides long. RefSeq lists its product as hypothetical. The transcript has a single exon. The record is from RefSeq and is a predicted model, not a curated record. NCBI's taxonomy places the organism in Eukaryota, Euglenozoa, Kinetoplastea, Trypanosomatida, Trypanosomatidae. Bases 1 to 1635 code for a protein of 544 amino acids.